Molecule: messenger RNA, 935 nt
Organism: Helobdella robusta
Lineage: Eukaryota; Metazoa; Annelida; Clitellata; Rhynchobdellida; Glossiphoniidae
Exons: 6
Coding region: 129-935 (268 amino acids)
Cellular component (GO): cilium; ciliary basal body
Molecular function (GO): microtubule binding
Source: RefSeq, a predicted model, not a curated record
UCUCUAGGCAUAUCUAAAAAAAUAAACAUUCAUUUAACGAAGAGAUAACAAAAUAUCAAUAAUAAUUAUACAUUAUUAUUUUAUUAAUAAUAAUAAUUAUUAUUAUAUUAUAAUUAUUAAUAAAAAUUAUGCCGAAUUAUAAGCAUAAGUCGUCGAAAUCUGACGGAAAACAGACGAGGAUUCCCUUUUUUCUGGAAAAGUUGAAUGAGAAAACACGAGAAAAUUUUCUAAUUGAUAUUCAAAAUUUGGAAUCAAAGUUGGAAAAAUACACAGAGAAAUACGAAGACUCAAUCAGAAAGAGAAACAACCUAACAGAACGUAUAGACAGGCUUCAACAUAAUGAGCAAAACUCCAUCAAUAAAUUUAGCCAAGAGCUUGAGGACAAGACCAAAGAGCUAAACGACUUAAAAGAAGAGAUCGUGAUGAUGGUAGAGAGGAAUGAGCUGGAGAGAGAUGUGAAUGAAUCGAGGCUGAACGAGAAGAAGCAUGAUUUGGAAGUUAUCAAAAAUAAACUGAUGAAUGAAAACGAAAGAUUGUCUAAAGAACUGCACUCUCUUGAAGAAUUCAAAUUGGACAAAAGCGAACUUACAAAAAAGGUCAAAACUCUGGAGUCUGAAAUCGAACAAGGUAAGAGCGAGUACCAAGCAUAUGUUCUGCAGAUGCAGGCACAGAGGAAACGCAAUUUGGCCAAAAUUAAGGAUAUGGAGUUGAACGAGAAGAAAUUAUGCAAGAAGGUUGUUGCUUCUAAAAAGAUAAUAAAACUGAUGGAGGAAAAGUUAGGAAGAAAUGACGAAACCAUGCGAGCGAACGGACACGCUGAGAACAAUGUCUUCCAGCUGGAGGUUGAAAUUGACAGUUUAAAGAAAGCUCUGACUAAAGCUAAGUGUGUCAACUUGUAUAAUAAAUGUUAUAAAGAAAUAAAUAAAUAUAAAUAA